CCCAGAGUGAGAGUGUCGCUGUGGCCCUAGGACCGCGGAGGGCUGGGCACAGGGUCCCCGCCUCUCGCUCACCACGCGGACCCCGCGCCUCCUCCUGCAGCCCCUGCGGCGGCAGAGCCUCGCCCACAAUCCCCACCCUCUGAUCUCCUUAGCUGUUAAAGAACAGCAACGCCUGGCACGUUCCUGGAGGACCCCGGGCGCAGAGGAGAAGGGGGCAGGCGCAGGGGAACUCGAAAGGCAGCAUGCGCCCGCCGGGGGCAGCCUCGGCGUCUACGGUCUGAGGCUGCAGCCCCAGUUCGCCAUUGUGAGCCGCCGCCUGGGGAGCUCGGCCGCGCCGCCAGCCCCCCGGGUGCCGGUCCGCGCCGCGAUGGGGCACCUGCCCACGAGUACGCGCGGCAGCCGCCGCCUUCUGCCUCUGCUUUGGCUCUUUGUGCUGCUCAAGAAUGGUACAGCAUUCCACGUAACAGUCCGAGAUGAUAAUAACAUCGUUGUCUCAUUAGAAGCUUCAGAUGUCACGAGUCCAUCCUCUGUGUAUGUUGUGAAGAUAACUGGUGAAUCAAAAAAUUACUUCUUUGAAUUCGAGGAAUUCAACGGAACUUUGCCUCCUCCUGUUAUCUUUAAGGCCCAUUAUCAUGGUCUUUAUUAUAUAAUCACUCUGGUAGUGGUAAAAGGAAAUGUGGUUACCAAGCCAUCGCGAUCCGUCACUGUGUUAACAAAACCUCUACCUGUAACCAGUGUUUCCAUAUAUGACUAUAAACCUUCUCCUGAAACAGGAGUCCUGUUUGAAAUUCAUUAUCCAGAAAAAUUUAAUGUUUUCACAAGAGUUAACAUAAGCUAUUGGGAAGGUAAAGACUUCCGGACAAUGCUAUAUAAAGAUUUCUUUAAGGGAAAGACUGUAUUUAAUCACUGGCUGCCAGGAAUAUGUUAUAGUAACAUCACCUUUCAGCUGGUAUCUGAAGCAACCUUUAAUAAAAGUACUCUCGUGGAGUACAGUGGUGUCAGUCAUGAACCCAAACAGCAUAGAACUGCCCCUUAUCCACCUCGAAAUAUCUCAGUUCGUAUUGUAAACUUGAACAAAAACGGCUGGGAAGAGCAGAGUGGCAGUUUCCCAGAGGAACCGUUCACGAGAUCACAAGAUGAAAUGGGAAAAGACAAACUCUUCCAUUUUACAGAUGAAACUCCUGAAAUUCUCUCUGGCAACAUGUCUUCCGGUUGGCCAGAUUUUAACAGCUCCGACUACGAAACUACACCCCAGCCAUACUGGUGGGACAGAGUGUCUGCAUCUCCUGACAACGAAGAUGAAUUUGUCAGUGUACUUCCCACCGAGUAUGAAAAUGAUACACUCAGGGAGACUGGGAAAUCAUCAGCCUCUUUCUCAGUUUUUCCUGUACAAAUGAUACUGAGUUGGUUACCACCAAAACCCCCCACUGCCUUUGAUGGGUUCCAUAUCCACAUAGAAAGAGAAGAAAACUUUACUGAAUAUUUGACAGUGGACGAAGAAGCUCAUGAAUUUGUUGCAGAACUGAAGGAGCCUGGGAAAUACAAGUUAUCUGUAACAACCUUUAGUUCUGCAGGAUCUUGUGAAACUCGGAAGAGUCAGUCGGCAAAAUCACUCAGUUUUUAUAUCAGUCCUUCAGGAGAGUGGAUUGAAGAACUGACCGAGAAGCCCCAGCAUGUGAGCGUCCAUGUUUUAAGCUCAACCACUGCCUUGAUGUCCUGGACUUCCUCCCAAGAGAACUACAACGGAACCAUCGUGUCUGUGGUGUCCCUCACCUGCCAGAAACAGAAGGAGAGCCAGAGGCUAGAAAAGCAGUAUUGCAUUCAGGUGAACUCAAGCAAAUCUAUUAUUGAAAAUCUGGUUCCCGGCGCCCAGUACCAGGUUGUGAUGUACCUAAGGAAAGGCCCUCUGAUUGGACCACCUUCAGAUCCCGUGACAUUUGCUAUUGUUCCAACCGGAAUAAAGGAUUUAAUGCUCUAUCCCUUGGGUCCUACAGCGGUGGUUCUGAGCUGGACCAGACCCUACUUAGGAGUGUUCAGAAAAUAUGUGGUUGAAAUGUUUUAUUUCAACCCUGCAACAAUGACAUCAGAGUGGACAACCUACUAUGAGAUAGCAGCGACUGUCUCCUUAACCGCAUCCGUGAGGAUAGCUAAUCUGUUGCCAGCAUGGUACUACAACUUCCGAGUUACCAUGGUGACGUGGGGAGACCCAGAAUUGAGCUGUUGUGACAGUUCCACCAUAAGCUUUGUAACAGCCCCAGUGGCUCCAGAAAUCACUUCUGUGGAAUAUUCAAACACUCUGUUAUAUAUCAGUUGGACAUAUGGGGAUGACACAACUGACCUCUCCCAUUCUAGAAUGCUACACUGGAUGGUUGUUGCAGAAGGAAAGAAGAAAAUUAAAAAGAGCGUAACACGUAAUGUCAUGACUGCAAUUCUCAACCUGCCCCCAGGAGAUAUCUACAACCUCUCAGUAACAGCUUGCACGGAGAGAGGAAGUAAUACCUCUACGCUCCACCUUGUCAAACUAGAACCAGCUCCUCCAAAAUCGCUCUUUGCAGUGAAUAAAACCCAGACCUCAGUGACUUUGCUGUGGGUGGAAGAGGGAGAAGCUGAUUUCUUUGAAGUCUUCUGUCAACGAGUCGGCUCUAGGCAGGAAACAAAACUCCAGGAACCAAUUUCUGUUUCUUCUCACGUUGUGACCAUCUCCCGCCUCCUCCCUGCCACUGCUUACAACUGUAGUGUCACCAGCUUCAGCCACGACAGCCCUAGUGUCCCCACAUUCAUAGCCGUCUCAACAAUGGUUGCUGAGAUGAAUCCCAACGUGGUAGUCAUCUCCGUGCUGGCCAUCCUUAGCACCCUGCUGAUCGGACUGCUGCUGGUUACACUCAUCAUUCUUAGGAAAAAGCAUCUGCAGAUGGCUCGGGAGUGUGGAGCGGGCACUUUUGUCAAUUUUGCGUCUUUGGAGAGAGAUGGGAAGCUUCCUUACAACUGGCGUAGGAGUAUAUUUGCUUUCUUAACCCUGCUACCCUCAUGUCUUUGGACUGAUUAUCUUUUGGCAUUUUAUAUUAAUCCUUGGAGUAAAAAUGGUUUAAAGAAGAGGAAACUGACUAAAUCAGGCACUGUGAACAGCAAUCCAGUCCGCACCGUGUCCAGAAGUCUCAAACCUGUUCUCUUUCAUUUUCAGGAGUUGAAAUUGAUUGGACUGGAUAUUCCACACUUUGCUGCAGACCUUCCACUGAACCGGUGUAAAAAUCGUUACACAAACAUCCUACCAUACGACUUCAGCCGAGUGAGAUUAGUCUCCAUGAAUGAAGAUGAAGGUGCGGACUACAUCAAUGCCAACUACAUUCCUGGAUACAACUCACCCCAGGAGUAUAUUGCCACACAGGGGCCACUGCCUGAAACCAGAAAUGAUUUUUGGAAGAUGGUCCUACAACAGAAGUCCCAGAUGAUUGUCAUGCUCACUCAGUGUAAUGAGAAACGGAGGGUGAAGUGUGACCAUUACUGGCCGUUCACAGAAGAACCCAUAGCUUACGGAGACAUCACUGUGGAGAUGAUCUCGGAGGAAGAGCAGGACGACUGGGCCUGUAGAUGCUUCCGGAUCAACUAUGCCGAUGAGACGCAGGACGUGAUGCAUUUCAACUACACCGUGUGGCCUGAUCAUGGUGUGCCCACAGCAAAUGCUGCCCAGAGUAUCCUGCAGUUCGUACAUGCGGUCCGACAGCAAGCCACCAGAUGCAAAGGCCCCGUGGUCGUCCACUGCAGUGCUGGCGUCGGGCGGACAGGGACGUUCAUUGCCUUGGACAGGCUCCUGCAGCACGUUCGGGAUCACGAGUUCGUGGACAUCCUCGGGCUGGUGUCCGAGAUGCGCUCUUACCGGAUGUCUAUGGUACAGACAGAGGAGCAGUACAUCUUCAUCCAUCAGUGUGUGCAACUGAUGUGGGUGAAGAAGAAGCAGCGGCUGUGCAUCAGUGAUGUCAUCUAUGAGAAUGUCAGCAAGUCCUAGCGUAGAGCUCAGAGCAGACAGGACCACGAUGCACAUCCAUCCUCACUUGCUUCCGAGUUUUUUAGGGGCUCUGGCAGCUGUUUCGCUUAAAAGAGCCCCUGUUUUGUAGUAUGUGGCCAAGGAGAUCAUUUCUCACAUAGAAGCAGCGGGAAGACUUAGCCUUAAAGAACCUGCAGUGUCUUUGGACUCUUUCACUUCUGGACUUUUAAUAAAGGACCAAAUUCAACUGAACACCACAAAGGUCCAGACGCUCUAUGAAGGGCAGGAAGCACAGCACUUCCGAAGAGUUUCCUUCACCCUUUGCUGGCUGGGCUGAAUUUUUUGUUGUCGUUGUUGUUUAAGUGCAAUAAUUUUUGUAUAUGUGUGAUUUUAUCAUAAAACUGAGUUGUGUUCUGCCCACACCAUCGAUCAAGCCCUAGCCCAGGAAGGAACAGACAUUAUCAGAAUCGAAUCAUACCUCACUGUUAACAAGAGGCACGGCCACACAUGAGGAAAGCGUCAUCCUGCUUCAAGGAAUCGGACCAGUGGUAUCUGUCUCCACCAUUAAGCUACAGGAUCAGGAGUGGGGAGGGUGGAUGGGGGAGAAAAGUGGGUCCUACCCACAAUUCAACUGCCUAUUUUUCCCAAAUAUGAACAGCUGUACAUCAGCUUCCAAGUAGAGUAGAAAAAAAUAUUUAAGUCUUAAUUAUUCUAGGUCUUGAUGGCUUUCGUCUCUAUUAAGGGUUAAGUGUUUCUUUCCGGGCCUUCUUGGACUAAUGUCGCUACCCAGGUUCUUUUUCAACACACCAGAUCUGGUUCAGGAGAGUUUGAAGUCUGACUCUUCAGACUCCAUUGCUGUCUGAGCAAUCUUGGUGCCUAUGCAUUCCUUUUUCUGUUAACCUGCAUACAGGUGAAAGCUGUUUCUUGGAGAGCUAUUUGCUGUGAAAAUACACCUCCUUCCCCUCAAAGAUCUGGAAAUUUCUGAAGUUAUGGUGAUGAACUGAAGCUACUUUUUGGGGUAAUAUCAUCAGGUGUCUCUAUGGUUCCAAUGGAGAUUUCUUUCUUUUUUCUUUCUAGUUGUCAGUUUCAUUUUAACCAGUGUAACUAGUAACAGGCUAUUCUUUGGAUUUUGUAUACUUACAGUACAUGACUGUGUGUUGUGACAUGAAUGCGGUCAAAAUGGACACCGAAGGCAUCAUGCAGCCUGUCUCUUAGUGUCACUUCCUGAGAAAUAAGAUGUGAUGGAAUGGAUAUACAAAGGAAAAAUUGGGGGUUGAAAGUAAACCCAAGCUGGCUGCUUCACUGUG
This is a messenger RNA of Manis javanica (Malayan pangolin), 5289 nucleotides long. The record is from RefSeq and is a predicted model, not a curated record. Lineage: Eukaryota; Metazoa; Chordata; Mammalia; Pholidota; Manidae.